Sander lucioperca (pikeperch) is the source of this 2735-nucleotide messenger RNA. Its product is annotated as zinc finger protein 135-like. Gene Ontology annotation, molecular function: DNA-binding transcription factor activity, RNA polymerase II-specific; RNA polymerase II cis-regulatory region sequence-specific DNA binding. The record is from RefSeq and is a predicted model, not a curated record. The transcript is spliced from 4 exons. NCBI's taxonomy places the organism in Eukaryota, Metazoa, Chordata, Actinopteri, Perciformes, Percidae. Gene Ontology annotation, biological process: regulation of transcription by RNA polymerase II. Bases 162 to 2591 code for a protein of 809 amino acids.
UGUCAUCACUUCCGUAAAACGAGAACUUGUGUUUAUUCUUUGUACCAAUUUAGCUUCUGCUAGCUGAAAGCGCUACACAUUAAAACCAACAGCACGCUAACCAUUUGGUUGCAGUUUGUGUACAGGCAGCGGCUUCAGCAAUGGCCUGUUUCGGCUAGCUAAUGCGACUGAGACACCUUUCUCGCUUUAAAGUUAAGGCUUCGCUGCCACUUUGUUGUUGUUUUUUGGUUUGUUUUUUAACAAUGCUGAGCAGCGUCGCUCUGCGCGCUCAGAUUGCCUCCAUAAUCGAUGCCCUGUCCAAAGCAGCCGUGGCAGAAAUCGCCAAAGUUGUGGAGGAUGGCGUGGUGGAGUUGCGGCUGGAAAUGUGUCAGCGUGAAAAUGAUAUCAAGAAGCUGAAGGGCAACAUUGAGGUUCUGCACGACGAGCUGAGAUCACUGCAGGAGAGAGUGACCCUGCGACCUGACAGCCAUGGCAGAGAUGAUAGUCAGAAUGAUGUUGGUGAUGAGAGGAGCUUGCUUGAACAGGGGCCCGCUGAUAAGGACCCAAACAGCCUGUCCAUACCUGAGGUGCAGGUAAAAUGUGAACCUGUGGAGGAAGGAAGUGAAGAAGCCAGAGAAGAAGAACUGGGCUCGUAUGACAGGGACAGCACGCAGUGGAGGCUGACAACGCAAACUCCGGCAGGACGCAAUAACUCCGACUAUUUAAACCUAGGACAGAACCCCGUGUCGUGUCUCCCUGAAUCUUCUCUGGACACGGGACUGGCCGCGCCCUGCAGCAGCUCCUCUGGGUGUCAGCAGAGCGCGUUCGGCCGCGGGUUGCUGGGUUACAGUCCGUACCGUAACUCGUACAACAUCGCGCGGAGGAGGACGGUGAAGAGGUUAAUGUUUAAGAAAGGCUUCAUCUGUCCAUACUGCGGUAAAUGUUUUGAGCGAGCCGGGCACCUGGAGAGGCACAAAAGGAUACACACUGGCGAAAAACCUUACCGCUGCGAGAUAUGCGGGAGACGCUUCAAUCAGAAAUGCAGCCUAAAGGAGCACAUGAAGAUACACAGAAGAUGUAUUGAGCCCAGUCCACUUGAGAUCAAAGUGGGCAAAGAGAAACAGACUCCCGAGGGGAAUCCAUGUGCCGAUACUCCUCGCACCGAAGAAGAGAGCCAGGGGGAAGCUGAGGACGGCCUACCUAAGAACGAGGAUAUUCUCGCAACGCCCGUACACGUCAAAUCUGAGCCUGCAGAGGAGAACCUAUUACAACCAGCGUUUCACGGAGGAACCGAGGAGACAGGGGACAACCUCAGUGAGAACUUCCCAACAUUUGAGAGAGACAGCCAGCAGUGGAUGACCAGAUUACACGGGCAAAACCAUGCGGAGAUCAGCGGCGAAGUGUAUCUGGGCAGCUCGGCCUUCCCGGGGAAAGCUCAGUUACUGCCGCCGCCAGUCGAAGCUUCUUGUAGCACGUUCUCCUUUCCAGGGAAACCGUACAGGGAGCUCAAAAACAGCAUGGUCUCCCAAACGCCGUACGGAUCCCCAGACGCGCUUCUAUCAAGCGAGGCGGGCUUGCACGGAAUGGCGGCAGCCACGCUGAGUCACCACAGACAGAGAGGAACCAGGUCGAUUCAGAUGAUCAAACCAAAGAAAAGCUUUGUCUGCCAGUACUGCGGCAAGGUCUUUGAGCGUGUCGGCCACCUCGAAAGACACUUACGAAUUCAUACCGGGGAGAAGCCGUACGGUUGCCAUAUCUGCGGGAGGUGCUUCAAUCAGAAGAGUAGCCUCAAGGGCCACAUGAAGACGCACAGGAAUGGGGAAAACGCAGACGUGCUGGAGGCCCAUCACCUGAUGUUUACGAUGCCUGAUAGCCAGCCGUUGAAGAACCUGGCAGAAGCCAAGACCGGACUGUCAGCUUUAGAGGAACAGUUCCUGGGCACCGCUUACGGCGAGGCAGCUGGUGAGCAAACCGUGACGGUUAAGCUGGAGCCAAACGGGGAGGAUUUCCAAACUCUACUGACUGAUAAUGGCACCGCAGUGCCCGACCACAGGCAGCUGUGGACAUCUGGGAUAGAGAAGAGUAGUGAUCCUGACCAAACGGUCUGCGUGCUUUUACAUGAUGCCAAGUAUCACCUCAGUCCUGCUGCUGGAGCAGCCAACGGGCAGCAGGGAUUCACAUCGCCGAUAAGGGAUCUGCCUUUUCUAGAUGACAAAGAAAAGGAAGAAACGAUGCACAAUAAUCAGUAUUCUAUGAUGGGUAUGCAAUCCAGAAGCUCUGAUAUGACUCUGGCACCUGAGCUGCAAGAUCAACAUAUUGCACCAGAGGCGGCUGUGAAUGAGUACACAGCACUGAGCGAUAGGACUCGCGAGGGAGGUGUGUUUGAAUUUAAUAUGAGCGCCUCAGGCAACCAGGCGGACAACUGUGACGGGGACGCCGCCAGGCAAAAUGGCUUUAUAUGCUCAAGUUGUGGGCAAAGCUUUGACAGUUUUAAUUUAUUUCAGAGGCACCAGUGUAAAAAUAUCAUAGAGCAAUCCUUCAGCUGUGAGAUAUGUGGUAAGAUUUUCAAUCAGAUGAGCAUCCUGAAAUUGCACCUCAAACUUCAUGCAUGAUAUACACAACAAAAGGAGAACUACGCGAUUCUCCACCAAGCUUCAUCACAUUCAGUUGUAACACAUGGCAAAGUGCACACGGUCGACAAGCCAAUGUGACAUCUAAAUAAAUGCUCGGCAUGUCCCAAAAGUAAAAGCAGAAGA